AUGACCGUCGACAUCGAGGCGUUCCUGGCCGAGGAACGCGACAAGGCCGAUGAGGAGCUUACCGUCAUGUUCCUUCAGUUCGAAGAACUAUGGUCACGAAAGCUAUGGCAUCAACUAACUGAGUCCCUGCUGGAAUUUUUCAAUAAGCCCCAAAGUGGGAAGCAAAGAUUGUCGAUAUACCAGACUUUUGUUCUAUCGUUCGCAGAUAAGAUAAACCAGUUGAAUCUGGUGUCGUUAGGGCUGUUGGCCGCGUCACAUAUCCAAGAUAAGAACGAUGCCCUGAACUUCUUAAAUGAACUUAAGGGCAAGGUCAAGGGGACAUCGCAGGAGGCAUACGUCUACGCCACAGUUGAAGCGGCAAAGAUCAAGCUCCAGCUAGAUGAUUUUGAGGGUGGAAGGACAGACUUAGAUGAAUCUGAGAAGAUCUUAGAGAAGUUUGACUCUGUAGAAUCGAUGGUUCAUGCUUCUUUCUACAGUGCUAACGCGGAUUACUAUCAUGCACGACAAGAAUUCGCCUCAUACUACAAGAACUCCCUCCUUUACCUCGCAUGCAUCAAUAUCGAUGAUCUCCCCGUCGCGGACCGUCAGGCUCGCGCCUAUCUCCUUGCAGUCUCCGCCCUCGCUGCCGACACAAUCUACAACUUCGGAGAGCUUCUUCUCCACCCCAUCCUCGAUUCUCUAAAAGGCACACAACACGAGUGGAUACAUGCCCUUCUCUAUACUUUCAACGAAGGAAAUAUUGGCAAGUACGAGGGCCUUACUGUGCACCUCGCCAAGGAGCCCACCCUUGCCAGUCGUGGCGAUUUCUUGCGAAGGAAGAUCCGGCUGAGCGCCCUCACCGAGGCUGUAUUUGUCCGACCACCGAACGAGAGAGCUCUGUCGUUUGCUACAAUUAUGAAGGAAACACAGGUGGCGCCGGAUGAGGUUGAGCAUUUGUUGAUGAAAGCUCUAAGUUUGGGAUUGAUUCGGGGAUCGAUAGAUCAGGUUUCGGGAAUUGCAAGAAUAUCGUGGGUACAACCUAAGGUGCUGACUAUGCAGCAAAUCAAGGGUAUGAGGGAUCGGUUGAUUGAGUGGGAUUCGGGUGUUAGCCAGUUGAGCGUUUGGAUGGAGAAUAAGAUGUAA
Messenger RNA from Orbilia oligospora ATCC 24927, 1122 nucleotides. RefSeq lists its product as uncharacterized. The transcript is spliced from 3 exons. Gene Ontology annotation, cellular component: cytosol; nucleus; proteasome regulatory particle, lid subcomplex. Gene Ontology annotation, biological process: ubiquitin-dependent protein catabolic process. The coding region runs from base 1 to 1122 and encodes 373 amino acids. Gene Ontology annotation, molecular function: structural molecule activity. Lineage: Eukaryota; Fungi; Ascomycota; Orbiliomycetes; Orbiliales; Orbiliaceae. The record is from RefSeq and is a predicted model, not a curated record.